GCAACCAGCCAACACCCUCCUUCGACUUGGUCAAAAUGUUCAAAUUCCUGCUCAUCUGCGCGAUUAUGGGUCUUGCGGCAGCCGGCGAUGACGCCGCAGCCCAAAUAGAGAGUCUCGAAAAUGAUGUCCGCCCCGACGGAUUCAGCACUAGCUUCAAGACAUCCAAUGGAAUUGCACAGACUGCAAGCGGGGAUGAGCAUGGCAACAUCCAGGGACAAUAUAGCUUUACCUCGCCCGAGGGCGUGCCUGUUCAGAUUUCUUAUGUGGCCGACGAAAACGGAUACGUGCCAACUGGAGACCAGUUGCCUGUGCCCCCACCAAUACCCGAGGCCAUCUUGAGGGCAAUUGAGUACAUCAAGGCCCAUCCUCCCAAGGAGGAAAAUUAA
This is a messenger RNA of Scaptodrosophila lebanonensis, 386 nucleotides long. Its product is annotated as larval cuticle protein III/IV-like. Bases 36 to 386 code for a protein of 116 amino acids. The transcript has 2 exons. Gene Ontology annotation, cellular component: chitin-based extracellular matrix. NCBI's taxonomy places the organism in Eukaryota, Metazoa, Arthropoda, Insecta, Diptera, Drosophilidae. The record is from RefSeq and is a predicted model, not a curated record. Gene Ontology annotation, molecular function: structural constituent of chitin-based larval cuticle.